AUGUCCACAACAACGUCAUCUGCCACAAUUUCAAUUCUGAAAGGUAUUUUUGCGCUGGAGGGACUACCUGAUACAAUCGUCUCGGACAAUGGUCGACAGUUUGUGUCCAACGAGUUUGAGCAAUUCUGUUCUUCAAAUGGAAUUCAACAUUUGACGUCAGCACCUUUUCAUCCUGCCUCUAAUGGAGAGGCUGAACGUUUUGUAAGGACCUUUAAAACGUCAUUAAAGAAGAUUAUGGAAGGAGGAGAAGACUUGAAUAAUGCGUUACUUCACCAUUUAAGCACUUUUCGAUCGACACCGAAUCCUGUUACCGGGAAAUCACCAGCAGAAAUAUUACAUGGACGACAGCCUAAAAUUCCUCUUGCUUUGAUGUUCCCUCGACAGAACAAACUACAAAGCAGACUUAAUCGUUUUGUUAGCGAACAGCUAGUGUUAGUGAAGAACUUCUCAAGAGGACCAAAAUGGAUUCGAGGUAGGGUAAAAAAGCAACUUGGGCGGAUGACAUACCUUGUAUCCACAGUUUUUGGAGCUCUUAAGCGACACCAAAACCAGAUGAGGGCUCAGCACUCGAAUGAAAAUCACUUGGAUGAGUUUUUCAUGAAUAAGGGCCUUCAAAGUUCUGCAGCAAAUCAGGCAAGUAUAAAUUCUGAUAAUACUAAUAUUCCUUCAGUCUCAUCGACAGUAAGCAAGAUUGUUCCUCAAGCAACAGAAACAAGGGACAACAAUGCAGCUGCCAAGCCGUCGGUGAUUCCGGCUGUGCAAACACCUAGACGCUCUUACAGACAACGAAGACCUGUCGUUCGAUUCCAGGUCUCACAUUGA
Messenger RNA from Eupeodes corollae, 822 nucleotides. RefSeq lists its product as uncharacterized. Gene Ontology annotation, biological process: DNA integration. Lineage: Eukaryota; Metazoa; Arthropoda; Insecta; Diptera; Syrphidae. The record is from RefSeq and is a predicted model, not a curated record. The transcript has a single exon. Bases 1 to 822 code for a protein of 273 amino acids. Gene Ontology annotation, molecular function: nucleic acid binding.